Podospora pseudocomata is the source of this 2466-nucleotide messenger RNA. RefSeq lists its product as uncharacterized. Gene Ontology annotation, molecular function: RNA binding. Gene Ontology annotation, biological process: RNA processing. The transcript has a single exon. The record is from RefSeq and is a predicted model, not a curated record. Lineage: Eukaryota; Fungi; Ascomycota; Sordariomycetes; Sordariales; Podosporaceae. Bases 1 to 2466 code for a protein of 821 amino acids. Gene Ontology annotation, cellular component: nucleus.
AUGUCGAACAACAACAUUGCCGAAUUUCCCGAUGUUCAGGCCAAACUCCAGCAGCCAAAGGAAAAGUCAGCAUUCGAGAGACAAAAAGCAGAGAUCGAGGCGAAGCGCCUGCGCGAAGAGGCCGAGACGGCAGCUGCCCUUGCCGAAUUCCAAAAGGAAUUUGGAGGCGACGACGAAGAGGAUAAGCUUCCUCGAGGCUCUCACCAGACAUCGAGAUUUGGGAAUGGCCCGCCCACUCGACCAGCUUUCAACAGCCCGUCACCUUUUGGAGGUGGUGCAGGCAAGCGACAUUUCGGCCUUCCUUCGGGGCCCUCGUUGAAGAGCGGUCCUGGGAGUUUGGGACCUCCUCCGCCAUCAUACGGCAAGAAGCGAACGUUUGAUGGGUUUCAGCAGGACCGAGAUCGAGAGAGGGGACGGAACUGGGAUAGGUCGGGCUUCGAAGAUCGAGAGGCGGGAUCCUUGACCGUGUCCAAAGCUUUCGAGGCCAGUGAUGAUGAAGGGGAGACAACGGCUGUUUCUGGCCGUGCCGAGGAGAAGGCGGCUUCGAGACCUACCCUACGUUUGUCCAACUUGCCACCAGGCAGAUCACCGGCAUUCAUCAAGUCUCUGAUACCGGCAAACUUGACUGUGGAGGAUGUCAAGAUCGUGCCACCAGCGGGACCGACCGGUGCUGACCGUGGCACGGAGAGAAAGUCGGUAUCAGCGAUAGUUACGCUGUCAAAGGAAACCCCUGCUGCUGAAAUUGAUGCCGCAGUCAGCGCGCUGCAGAAUCGCUAUCUAGGCUUCGGUUUUUUCCUUUCUUUGCACAGACAUCUCUCCUCGGCCGCCAUUGCGUCAGGGCUUACAGCUCUGCACCCUUCGACCUCAGUGGUAUCACACCCAUUUGGGGCGAAGAAGGUCGAGGAAAUUUCGAGGCCGCAUGGCUCACAUUCGGUGAGCUCCCACCGCGGCUAUGCGCCUCCUACCCACUAUGGCCCUCCCAUGGGUGGUUCCAUCAACCGAAGUGGUAUCCUCCACGUUCCUGUCAGCCCGCCACGGGAUAUCAAACAACUUCGCAUGAUACACAAAGUCAUCGAGUCGGUCCUGGAGCAUGGGCCACAGCUGGAGGCCCUCCUUAUGUCUCGCCCGGAUGUGCAACAAGAGGAAAAGUGGGCAUGGCUAUGGGAUGCGCGCAGUGAGGGUGGUAUCUGGUACCGCUGGAGGUUGUGGGAAAUCGUGACGGGUUUGCAGUCCACAGACAAGGUCAAGUAUUGGCCAUUGUUUGAAGGAAGCCAUGCCUGGAAAGCACCAGCACAACGGCUUGCCUACGAAUAUGUCACAGGUGUCGAUGAGUUUGUUUCAGAGCCCGAGUAUGAUUCUUCUGAAGAUGAGGAUUUCGAUGACGAGCAGGGUCGACAGGGCGAGCACAACGAGCAGGAGGAUACAUUCUUAAACCCCAUUGAAAAGUCAAAGCUGUCCCACUUGUUGUCUCGACUACCAACAACAACAACCAAGAUCAGGAAAGGAGACAUUGCGCGCAUAGCAACAUUUGCCAUCACGCACGCCAGCCGAGGAGCCGAUGAAGUUGUCGAAAUGAUUGUGUCCAACAUCGAGCAACCAUUCGCAUAUACCUCGGCCAAUCCAGACUACAAACGUGAUGGGAAAGAGAAGGACGAGGGCUCGCGCGAUGCCUCUCCUGCUCCAGACGACAAACUUGGAUCCGGUGGACUUGACACUAGCGCAGCGUCACUUCUCGGCCUUUAUGUGGUCAGUGACAUUUUGUCCUCUUCAUCUACCAGCGGCAUCCGCCAUGCAUGGCGGUAUCGUCAAUUAUUCGAGAACGCGCUUCGAGCCCACAAGACGUUUGAGAAGCUGGGAAUGGUGGUGGAUAAGCUAGGCUGGGGACGGAUCCGGGCCGACAGGUGGAAGCGCGCCGUAGAACUGGUGCUAAGCCUCUGGGAGAGUUGGUGCGUGUUCCCGGUUGAAACCCAUGAGUAUUUCGUCAACAGUUUCAACAACCCACCAGCUCUGAAGAAGCCGGUGGACGUUGGCGGAACAGAGCAAAAGGCGGGCAAAUGGAAGCCAGUGGAGACAGAAGCUGGCGCAAAAGAGAAGGACAAUGGCUUUUUGCCGAUCUCGACAAAGCUAUCGACUGACCAGGACGACGAAAAUGACCACUACUUGGAGGAUGUUUUGGAAUCUCGUGAUGGUGAUGUCGAGCUCCAGUCACCCUACAUGUACUACACCUCGGUGCUGGAUGAGUUCUCUGACCUGGACCUCGACGGUGUCCCAUAUGACGACGACGACGACGACGAGAAUGGGGUCAGCGGAGAUGUGAGCAUGCCGCAACCGACAACGACAGAGUCACCAGCAGAUAAGGUGGAAACCAAGAUCAUAGGAGGCUUUUCCAUGUCGGCGGCGAAGGCUGCGCCAGUGAAGAAGCGGAUGCGUGCAGUGGACAUGUUUGCGGGGUCUGACUCUGAUUAG